AUGUGUGCUGUGCAGCUGGGAGGGCCUUCGUGGAGGGUUCUUCUUGGGCGGAGGGACUCGACGACGGCGAGCCUAUCUCUGGCCAACAGCGACCUGCCAGCGCCGUCCCUGGACCUGGCCAACCUCACGGCCGCGUUCGCCAAGAAGCGGCUCAGCAGGACCGACCUGGUCGCUCUGUCAGGCGCGCACACCAUCGGCCUGUCGCAGUGCAAGAACUUCCGGGCGCACAUAUACAACGACACCAACGUGAACGCGGCGUUCGCGACGCUGCGCAAGGUCAGCUGCCCCGCGGUGGCCGGCCACGGCGACGGCAACCUGGCGCCGCUAGACACCGCCACGUCCGUCGCGGUCGACAACGCCUACUACACAAACCUGCUGGCGCAGAACGGGCUGCUGCACUCCGACCAGCAGCUCUUCAACGGUGGCGCCAUGGACGGCCUGGUCCGCACGUACGCGUCCACGCCGACGAGGUUCAGCAGGGACUUCGCGGCUACCGGCCUGUACCGCUGUACGUACGUCCCAAGUGAUCCGACGAUCCAACACUAG
Miscanthus lutarioriparius is the source of this 546-nucleotide messenger RNA. Lineage: Eukaryota; Viridiplantae; Streptophyta; Magnoliopsida; Poales; Poaceae. The record is from the annotation of a GenBank genome assembly.